Messenger RNA from Psilocybe cubensis, 1314 nucleotides. RefSeq lists its product as uncharacterized. NCBI's taxonomy places the organism in Eukaryota, Fungi, Basidiomycota, Agaricomycetes, Agaricales, Agrocybaceae. The transcript has 4 exons. Bases 1 to 1314 code for a protein of 437 amino acids. The record is from RefSeq and is a predicted model, not a curated record.
AUGUACAACGGUAUCGGUCUGACUACUCCCCGCGGCAGUGGCACAAGCGGCUAUGUCGUCCGCAACCUUUCUUCACUGCGCGUUCACGAGAGGAACAACGACAAGUCCGCCUGGGAUGCUGCUCCCCCAAAGCACAGAGAGCCCGAUGAGGCCAUUCUCGAGCACGAGCGGAAAAGAAAGGUAGAAGUCAAGUGUCUGGAGCUCAGAGAUGCCCUCGAAGAUAAAGGCAUUGAUGAGGAAAUUAUCGAAAAACAGGUCGAUGACCUUCGCCAAAAACUCCUCGCCAAUCUCUCCGCAAUGGCGCCUCCCUCGCACGGCUUCAAGCCUUCAGAUACCCAUGGCCAGGCCGCCGCAAAAAAGGUCGAGCUGUCCAAGAUGGCCCGUGCAUUCGGCACCCGUGCAGACUACCAAGAAGGAGAGGCAUUUGACAGGGAAAAGCAGGAGGAGAAUAAAAUAAAGCGUAUGGCAGAGCGCGAGGAGCGGGAAAGGGCUAGGCUCGAAAACAAGGCCAAAAUGGCCGAACAAAAGGCAAAAUGGGAGCAGGAAAGGAAGGAGAGGGAUAUGCAACGCAAGAAGGAACAAGAAAAGGCGAGAGAAGAGAGGGCCGAUAAAGCUGCAAAGGAUAUGCCCCCUCCGCCUUUGCCUACUGGUCCAAAAAGGGAUUAUGUGGAUAGGGACAGACCUAGUGACCAAGAUUAUCGACGCAGUCCACCCCCUCGCGGUCCCCCACCACGCAGCAAUACAGACAAGGACCCAGUGGUCGCUCCAAGCGAGACAGGGGAUCUCCAUCUAGAUCCCCAUCCCCACCCCCAAGGAACAGAAGACGCGUGGACUCACGCUCCUCCUCGCGUUCUCGUUCUCGUUCCCGGUCAUCACGCUCACCCUCACGUUCUCCUCCGCGCAACGCAUCUCGCCGAUCUCGUUCAGCUUCAGCUUCACCUAUGCGCAUUGCCCCCCCUUCGUCACAUCGCGGACCACCCCCUUCACAUACUAGAGGUCCUGGCCCAAGAGGACGUGAACAGAGAGGACGCUCGCUAUCCAGAUCACGUUCUAGAACUCCACCGCGUAGAAGACGGGAUUCUCGUUCGCCCUCAGUAUCGCGUUCAAGAUCCAAGUCGAGGUCCCGUUCACCUGGCAGGAGACGCCCACCCUUGCCGUCGUAUCGUUCAGGUUCUCCCCCACCACCUUCGCGAGGUGAACGCCCUCCACCUCCAUUACCCACCCCUCGUGACGAAGAACCCGUUCGAGGACGAGAGAGGGAUUCUGGCAAACGAGGUGGCCGAUCACGGUCAGCAUCCACGGGGUCUUCAAUGA